This is a messenger RNA of Cannabis sativa, 1158 nucleotides long. RefSeq lists its product as uncharacterized. The record is from RefSeq and is a predicted model, not a curated record. Bases 1 to 1158 code for a protein of 385 amino acids. Lineage: Eukaryota; Viridiplantae; Streptophyta; Magnoliopsida; Rosales; Cannabaceae. The transcript is spliced from 3 exons.
AUGGGAGCUAGAUGGAGGAUAGGAACGGGCACUUCCACUUAUGUCCUUAAUCAACCGUGGAUUCCUUCAAAGGACAAUCCGUAUGUGAUUUCUUCUCAUGAGUCUCUUCGUCGUUAUUCUGUUUUCAACCUUUUACAAGAUGGAAAUAUGUGUUGGGAUGAAGAAGUAUUGGAAGAUCUGUUUGAACCAAGAGAUAUUGAUCUCAUUCGCAACAUACCUUUGCCUUUAACUCUGAAUAUGGACUCAUGGUAUUGGGCGUUUGAAGAUUAUGGAAACUAUUCAGUUAAAAGUGCCUACCGUGCGUUGCAAGUGCUUAACGAGAGAUGGAAUUCACAAGACAACUCUGGUUUUUGGAAGAAGUUUUGGUAUUUAAAACUUCCUCCAAAAGUUAAGAAUUUUCUUUGGAGGGCCCUCUCUAAUUGCCUUCCCACUCUUGUUUUACUUCAAAUUAAGCGAGUUAAUGUGACUAGUAUUUGUCCUCUUUGCAGUGGUGAUGCCGAGACUACUUUUCAUCUUAUGGUUACUUGUCCUUUUACUAUGGCUUGUUUGGAGAGGGGGUUGGGUUUUACUCUCAUGAUUGGAGAUGUUGAAUUUGGUUACUUGUUUGUGAGCUUCUGUAAUGCUCACCCAGGAGAUGGUAUUGAAAAACUGUCUAUAAUUUUAUGGGGUGUUUGGGGAGCUAGAAAUGACUUGCUUUGGAACAAAAAGCUUGCUUCUGUUGAAAGAGUUGUAUCUGCUGCAGUUACGUACCUUAAACUUUGGAAAGUUGCUCAGUUGAAAAAUGGAGAUGCUUCGACAUCUACUAGCCAUGCCUCGGCUGGUUCUGAGCUUUGGAGUAAACCAUCAUUGGAAAAAAGUCAUGGUUUUGGGUGGAUUGCUCGUGUCCCGGCUGGUGUGCUUCUUACUGCUACUACCGAGAAGAGGAUUGGUGAUGUUGACCCUGUGGUGGCUGAAGCAAUGUCAAUGAAGGAAGCUUUAAGUUGGCUUAAGCAAACUUGGGGAGAUGGUGGUUCGUUUGAAGUUCAGUUUGUUAAACGGUCUUGGAAUCAAGCGGUUAAUUGGUUAGCUCGUUCUUCUGGUUCAUGUCGUGACCGUCUUUCCUGCAUGGGGUCUAUCCCUAUUGGCUUAGAAGCUAUUUUAUUAGCUGAUUUGCAUUAA